CGGAUGCGGGGCGAGGGCGAUCGGGAAUCCUCCUGGCGCCCCUCGGGUCCCAGCCCAGCGGAUCCCGUGAUCGAGCGGGAUCCGGCAGCGGGGGCGCCCUGCGCGUGCCAGCCGUGGGGUGUGUGUGAGUGACACUGUGUGUGUGUGUGUGUGUGAGUGUGAGAGAGAAAGAGGGGAGGGGGGGUCGGACCGACAGAGAGAGACAGACAGCCGCCUCUCGGCAUCUGACUGCGGCAUCGCAGCCGGAUCGAAGCCCCCCCCAGGACAAAAUCGGUAGCAGCCUCGCGCUCGCCCCUCCACCGCAUCCCACUCACUUUGACACCAACCCCCCCCCCGCAGCCCCCCUCCCGGAUCCCUGCUGGGAACCAGAGAGAUCAACGCCCCUGCAACCCCCCUCCCCCCCAGAUCGAUUGAUUCCCCUCCCCCUUGUCUGCUGCGCCUUGCCUCGGGACUGGGCUUCUCCCGCCCGGCCCCCUGGGUUUGUGUGUCUGUGCGUGUGUGUGUUUGCGCUGUGCCUCCUCUCCUUCUUGCCUGCUGCUGCUGCUGCAUCCCCCCCCCCAAUUGCUCGCCGUUGCGCCGCUUUUUCCAGCCCUCCCGCAUCCAUCCUUCUCCCCAUCCCUCUCUCUCUCUCUCCCCCCUGCUGCAGCCGGGAUCCCUGAUCGCGAGGAAUCCACCCCCUCUGCUGCAUCCCUCCUCUCCCCUCUCUGCUCCAUUCCCUCGCUUUUCCGCUCUCCUGCACCCGCCCCCCCUCCCACCGCCUCAUUCCACUGCUGCUCUUCUCUGCCUUCCUUCCUUCCUCUUCUCUCUCUCUCUCUGCUGCAUCUCUUCUCUUCUUCCCCUCCAUUCUGUCCUUUCCCCCCUCCCUGCUGCAUCCGCCUGUCCAGAGCCCAGCGCCGUAUUUCCCCACCCGCUCCCCUGCUGCAUUGGGGUCCCUCUUUCCCCCCUGCCCCUUUCCCCUGGUCCCCCCUCCCUCCCUCCCUCCUGCAACACUGCAUCCCUCCCCCCUUCCACUUCUGGACAGAGCAAACUUCUGGAUGGGGCCUUCUGCCCUAGAGCCCCUGUGGUCUGGGGUCGCCUAGUCUCCAGCCGGGGACCGGGUAAAAAGAGGGGCUCCCUAUCUUCCCCGCUUAGGAAAGAGGGGGUCUUGCCCCUGCCCGGCUCUGGAACCUUGGCGCAAGGGACAGGAGGAACCCCAAGCAGAAAGCGAUGCAGGUGCGGUGGAAGAGCAAGGCACUUCAGGUCCCGGUCGGCAUCUAACAGCAAGGUCCUUGCGCUGUGUGUGGCCAGUGGCUCCCUCUGUGACCUAGGAUGAGUAACUGCAGCAGCCGCGCCCUGACCCUGCUGUCUAGCGUUUUUGGAGCGUGCGGGUUGCUCCUGGUGGGCAUCGCUGUCAGCACCGACUACUGGCUGUUCAUGGAGGAAGGGAUCGUGUUUCCGCAGAACCAAACCACCGAGAUCGUCAUGGCACUCCACGCUGGCCUCUGGAGGGUCUGCUUCUUUGCAGGUCAGAAAAAAGGUAGCUGCGUCGCUUCUGAGUACUUCCUGGAACCUCGGCCCGACCCAGACCCUGAGGGGCCCCUAGUUACGGAGAAUACAGAAAACAUCCUCAAAACCAUCCGCACGGCCACUCCUUUCCCCAUGGUCAGUCUCUUUCUCGUCUUCACCGCGUUUGUCAUUAGCAACAUCGGACAUAUCCGCCCACAGAGAACCAUCCUGGCGUUCGUCUCCGGAAUCUUCUUCAUCCUCUCCGGGCUCUCUCUUGUGGUGGGCUUGGUCUUGUACAUCUCCAGCAUCAACGACGAGGUGAUGAACCGCCCCAGCGGCUCGGAGCAAUACUUCCAGUACCGCUACGGGUGGUCGUUCGCCUUUGCAGCUUCUUCCUUCUUGCUGAAAGAGGGCGCAGGCGUGAUGUCUGUCUACCUCUUCACGAAGCGCUACGCCGAGGAGGAAAUGUACCGCCCCCACCCCGCUUUCUACCGCCCGCGCCUGAGCGACUGUUCUGACUACUCCGGCCAGUUCUUGCACCCGGAGGUGUGGCACCGUGGACGCAGCCCCUCAGAUAUCUCCAGCGACGUUUCCAUCCAGAUGACUCAGAACUACCCACCGGCCAUCAAGUACCCUGAACACAUGCACAUAUCCACCUCACCUUGCUAAACGCGCCAGAGAACGCGCUGGACAAGGAAGCCGGCAUUGCUUGCAGACUGUACCUGCCCCUCCCUGCCUUUGGAGACACCCCUGCCAAUGGGGUCCCGUCUUCCCCCCUCUCUGAAGACUCAUACCACCUGCUCUGCUAGAAAUUGUCCUCUCUCUUUCUCUCCAGCCGGUGGGAACCAUUCAACCAACCUUUGAGAUUGCCGGAUGUCCCUCUCCCACCACCCCACUGGGAAACUGUUCUAAUUUUCUCGUUCCCAUUAGCUAUCAAAUUUUAAAAGUCCAGCCAACACACGAACCUCACACAUAUGCAGUAAAUGACCACAUCUGCCCUAUCCCAUCCUCUACAAAGCGGUGGAAGAAAUAUAGCUAAGGAAUACGUCCUCCCGUUUUCAAUUCCACUGCUUCAAAAUACCUCUCCUCUCACUCAGGUGGUUAGGAAGCCUAGCAGGAAGGGGGGCUCAUCUAGCAUGUUCUCCCAACCCCCCAACCCCCCAAAAAAACCAGUCUGACAAAAAGUAGCUUUCAAAAACGAUUGACAUUGUUCGCAUCUUGACAGAAAGAUCCCCAUCAGGACUUUUCUCGCCCCAUCAAAUCCAAGUCCUGACAGGAAAUGGCCUCUUGCCAUCGCCUCCUUCUGUCAAACCUCGCUCCCCUCACAAGACUCGAAUGACCUUGAAAUGAAAUAAUUUGUAUUGAUCUUCUAUUUUUCCAACUGUAAGUGACACCUUCUUGCACCAGAAGGUUCCAUUUAAUGGGUCACUCACCCGGAAACAACCAUUCUUCUAGCCCAUUUUUCUUUAAGUUACAGCAGGAAGUGCAUUUUCCUUUUCGCCACUUCGUUUUGUGACAGGCAUCUGUUAGGACUGCGCCGUUUACCGGUCCUGAAAUAUCUCAUCCAGACAGAAACGCUUCCCUCAAUUUAAUCUCUCUCAAUAUCUCAGUCACCCAAAUACAAUACUCUAGCAUAAGAUUCUUCCUCUGAUAUUUUGCUGUGGCCACAGAUGACCGAUUCUGUUAAAAGUUGAGGUCCCCCCCUCCCCUUCCAGUUCGUGGCAGGAAACGACUAGGCCACCAUUUUGGUAAUUCUACCAUCGUCCAAUUCCAACACUUAUCUGUUAUGUAUUUUUAACUGCCUCCAAGCCAAACUACAUGUUUGGGUUUUUAACGAGUUGGGUCCAGGUUCCCCACAACCACACAGCAGCAGCAAGAAAUGGCUUUUGAAAAAUAAAACAGAUCCCAUAGGGGCUUGAAACAGCUCUGUUAUUUCCCAGUUUGUGCUGCUCCUCAGGCGUGUACCACCUAUGGUGACAUGGGGUAACCUAUGUCCCCGGGCUCACAUAGUCCUGGGUGCUGGCACCAGCUCCAGGUGGUUGACCUGGAUGCAGGCAUCGGCUCCAAGCAGUAGACCUGGACGCCGGCACAAGCUCCAGGCAAUAGACCUGGACUCCAGGUGGUAGGUAUGGCUAAAAAUGCAGAUUUUGUCUCCAAGCUCUAUUUUUCCUAGAUACGCCUCUGUUGCCCUUUACGGAGUAUUCCGUGCAUGUGGAGCUGCUAUAACAGAGCAAAGCUCUCCCCUAACGCUGGUUCUGCACAGGAAAAGCGUUUGGUCCCUGGCCCCCAAAACUUGGCAUGGUUCUGAACCCAUUAAGUCUCUCCUGUGCAACUAUGGGAAACCCAAGUCGGGCUCUAGUUGACUAAAAACCCGAACGCAUGGUGUGGCUCUGGGGCUUUGUUGAAUCCCAGCGGCAAAGUCCUACGCCACCGGCCGUUUCCAACCCGAAACAUCCUGUCGUUAUU
Molecule: messenger RNA, 3951 nt
Organism: Sphaerodactylus townsendi
Lineage: Eukaryota; Metazoa; Chordata; Lepidosauria; Squamata; Sphaerodactylidae
Gene: CACNG7
Product: calcium voltage-gated channel auxiliary subunit gamma 7
Exons: 6
Coding region: 1309-2154 (281 amino acids)
Biological process (GO): positive regulation of synaptic transmission, glutamatergic; neurotransmitter receptor transport, postsynaptic endosome to lysosome; regulation of AMPA receptor activity
Cellular component (GO): postsynaptic density membrane; AMPA glutamate receptor complex
Molecular function (GO): channel regulator activity; voltage-gated calcium channel activity
Source: RefSeq, a predicted model, not a curated record